Molecule: messenger RNA, 2038 nt
Organism: Salvia splendens (bonfire salvia)
Lineage: Eukaryota; Viridiplantae; Streptophyta; Magnoliopsida; Lamiales; Lamiaceae
Product: probable polygalacturonase
Exons: 6
Coding region: 357-1697 (446 amino acids)
Biological process (GO): carbohydrate metabolic process
Molecular function (GO): polygalacturonase activity
Source: RefSeq, a predicted model, not a curated record
AAUAACAAUAUAAAUAAUUGUGAACACUAUUUUCUGCUCAAAAUCUUUCUCCUCAAAACACUCUGUUCCCUCCCUCUCAUUUCGCGGCAAAGACAAGCGCUUGUUGACAGACUCAUUUUCCUCACUUCAGGUUUUGCUAUGUGCAUCCAUCGUCAAUCAUCCUAGAAGAUUCGCGUUUGGAGUUUUCUCCUCGGAUUAUUUCCAGAUCUCUGUUUACAUUUUGCGGCGCUUUGCUCAGCAAAAAUUAUCAAAAGUUUUCUACUCUUUCAGCUAUACUCUGCUUAACUACUCCCUCCUUGUUGCCUUUUGUUUGUUUCUUUUGUUUUCCGUUGGAAAAUUGAAUCGAAUUAGGUCAGAUGUAUCGCUGCGAUUGUUCAAUUUGGUUUUGUAUUGUAACGUUACUACUGUUAUCGAUUAUAUUUGGGGAAUUUGCGAAUGCUGAUUGGGCAACUUGCUCCGGAAUCGUUCCGAUGAGUUACCGGAACGAUAAGAUUUCGAUAACGGACUUUGGAGGCGUGGGCGAUGGGGUGACGUUGAACACGAAAGCGUUUAGAGAAGCAAUUUACAGAAUUGAGCAUUUGAGGAGGAGAGGUGGCUCUCUGCUUUACAUUCCUCCCGGCGAAUUUUUAACUGGACCGUUUAAUCUCACUAGCCGUAUGACUCUUUACUUGGCUAGAGGCGCCGUGAUCAAAGCCACUACGGAUGUUGGCCAGUGGCCCUUGGUGGCGCCGUUGCCCUCUUACGGAAGAGGAAGAGAACGGCCUGGUGGAAGGUACAUGAGCUUCAUCCAUGGCAACGGUCUACAUGAUGUGAUAAUCACAGGGGAAAAUGGAACAAUCGAUGGCCAAGGCGGCGUCUGGUGGGACAUGUGGCGGCAAAGAACUCUCGGGUUUACUCGACCAAACCUUAUCGAGUUCAUGAACUCAAGAGGCAUUAUCAUUUCCAAUGUUAUUUUCAAGAACUCUCCCUUUUGGAACAUACACCCAGUUUACUGCAGUCAUGUUGUGAUUCGAUAUGUAACGAUUCUCGCACCUGCUGACUCUCCCAACACCGAUGGAAUCGAUCCAGACUCGAGCUCGAACAUAUGCAUCGAGGACUCCUUCAUCUCAACCGGGGACGACCUAGUGGCCGUGAAGAGCGGGUGGGACGAAUACGGGAUAGCAUUUGGUCGACCCAGCCACAGCAUCACCAUCAGAAGAGUAACUGGCUCCUCCCCGUUCGCUGGAAUCGCAGUUGGGAGCGAAACCUCAGGUGGUGUGCUGGGCGUCCUAGCCGAGCACAUAACUCUCUACAACAUGGGAAUCGGCAUACACCUCAAGACCAACAUCGGCAGGGGAGGGGUCGUGAGGAACAUAACUGUGUUGAACGUCUACAUGGAGAACGCCCGGACGGGGAUCAAGAUAUCGGGCGACGUGGGGGACCACCCGGACGAGAACUACAACCGGAACGCCCUCCCAGUUCUCAAGGAUGUGGUGAUCAAGAACGUUUGGGGUGAAAGAGUGCAGCAACCCGGUCUCAUCCGCGGCCUUUGGAAUGCACCAUUCACUGCUAUUUGCCUCUCCAACAUCCAUCUUGGUGGCGCGCGGCCAUGGCAGUGCUCUCAUGUAGUCGGAGCCGCCGUUCAAGUUAGCCCCUCGCCGUGCGUUCAGCUCACCUCCCGCCAGCAGAUAGCAGGAAAGCCAAGUAUUCUGUCGUGAACCUGACUAAGGGACACCUCUUAGAGAUGGCGCACACAUUCGAGGCCGCCCUAUAUGAAGAAGAGGAGAUUCCGUGUACUGUGGAAGAAGCAUGGAGAUUGGUCCGGAAGGUUUGUGAUUGGUCCGAGACAGUAAUGUAUUCGAUAAUUUGAGAUUGGUCCGAGACAGCAUGGAGAUUGGUCCGGAAGGUUUGAAUGGGAUAUUAGGCAUAAUUGAAGAAUAGAGAAGUAAUGUAUUCGAUAAUUUGAUGAUUUUUAUUACUUCAUAGAUGCCCUAUUAUAUAGGGUUUGAUACAUGUGUAAUUAUGGUAUAGUAUCAAUCAAAUAUCAAAUUUCCUAUUA